This is a messenger RNA of Sarcophilus harrisii (Tasmanian devil), 4789 nucleotides long. RefSeq names its product dysbindin domain containing 2 (gene DBNDD2). Bases 371 to 844 code for a protein of 157 amino acids. The transcript is spliced from 4 exons. NCBI's taxonomy places the organism in Eukaryota, Metazoa, Chordata, Mammalia, Dasyuromorphia, Dasyuridae. The record is from RefSeq and is a predicted model, not a curated record. Gene Ontology annotation, biological process: negative regulation of protein kinase activity. Gene Ontology annotation, cellular component: cytoplasm.
UCUUUUGUGGAUGCACAAGUCGGCUUCAGUAGGGAAGGAUAGAUUGUGUGUGUCUGAAGGGAUAGAGAUAGAGAGAAAUAGACUAGGGAGGGAAAUCAAGUGAGGAUAGAGAGAUGUAGGCUGGAGCCAGAAAUGAGGCUGGGUGCUAUGGUGACUGAAGCAUAGGAUUAAGUCAAAUGUCUAGUUUUUCUGUCUAUGACCAUGAUUUGGAAUCAUAUAAAUUGGAAUGCCAAAACUAGAAGAAACUUUAGAGAUCAUCUAGUCCAAUGCCCUUAUUUGAAAGAUAAGAAAGUUGAGACCCAGGGACUUGCCUAACAUCAUACAGGAAAUUAAUGGCAGAGCCUGAACCAAGAUCCCCAGAGAAGCCAUCAUGGAACCCAAUUCCCGUGGAGCCUUGGACCGGCAGCAGCUCCGUCUUCGAGAUCGACAGAAGUUCUUUGAAGAAGUUUUCCAGCAAGACUCAGAAUUCUUCUUCCCUCUAUCACAUCUUCACCUCGAGUCCCGGAGACCUCCCAUAGGCAGCAUUUCUUCUAUGGAAGUGAAUGUGGAUACACUGGAGCAGGCUGAAUUGAUUGAUUUUGGGGACCCAGAUGCCUCAGAUGUGUUCUUACCCUGUGAGGAGCUCCCACCAACUCCACAGCCACCCACCAUCUCUGGUGUGGAUGAUCGUCCGGAGGAACUGAACCUGCAGAGGCCCCCAUCAGACAGGACCAUGUCAAGGACCUCCUCUUCCUCUUCUUCCACUGAACUUAAUAGCCCAGACCUGAUUGGAGAUGGUGUGGACACACCUUUGGCUCAGUCUGAUGAGGAGGAUGGUGGCGCAGAACCUGCAGCCUGCAGCUAGCAGUGGGGGCUUCCUUUGGACUGAACUAGAUGGGGACUGGUCAUACCUUAGUGAGGAACCCCAGCCCCUGCUAGGAGCCUUUGGGGAGAAGGCCAAAGUCUUCCAAAGCAGUUGGCACUAGAGGGAGAAGACUACAAAUCUUUCAGACAUUAACUCCUGCUUGUUGCUAAUGCUUGCCAGCGUCCACUGCACAUAUCUACUCAUGACCUACGUAGGCAACAAAUGAACUAGGGAGAUGUGGGGAGAGGUGGAAGGUAAGGUGGGACACCAUCUACAGCACAUUUCCGAAGGGCCAGAAAAACCAUCCACCUUUUGUUAGUGGACUUGACCAAGAGGACUUGUGGAUGUAAAUAUACCAGCCCCCUUCCUUCCUUCUCUCCUUGAAAUGCUACACAAACCAGCCUCCUUUCCUUUCCUUCUUGAAAUGGCAUAUCAACUAUCCUGCUUUCUCAUUUCUCCCACUGUUACGCUCUAGUAAUCUUCUCACUUUAUUUACAUACUGAGAAGCUCUCCCAAACCAUCCCGCUUGACUUUUUGUCUCUUUUCAAGCACAGUUACUGGGGUCCAGGAUGGUCAUUUCCUAGUCUUAUCUACAGGCCUUCCCUUACCCUGAAGAAACUAAGCCUCUUAGGCUCAGCAUGAGGCCCCACAGCUGCCCACUGUCUAUGGGGGGGGAGUGUGUUUGGAUAAAACUUAGCAGCCCCUCCUGGCUCCAGGAAGGUUGGGACCCAGCUCCCUUGUCCCCAAUCACCAAACCUUGGUGCUGAGACCAUCUACUGUGCAGCCAGAGGGUCAGUGGCUGCCCCCACUAUUGGCAGGGUCUGCAGUUGUGUUUUUCUUGGCCCCAGAUCUCCCUGCAGGAGAGACAAAGCUUUAGGGUGCACUUCAGCAAUAUCUCCUCUCAACCCUGACCACUCAUUGCUUCAUCACCAGGCUCACAGCAGGCCCAGCGCCUGUGGUCUGACUAGGACCAUAUAAUUAUAGGAUUAACAACUGAAAGGAAUCUUAGGUCAUCUAAUCCAAUUCCUUCAUUUUACAGAUGGAGAAAUUGAAACCCAAAGCCAUUAGAGUGACUUGUCCCAAGCUAUUGGGGUAGAAAUAGAGGUGUACCUUGUCCCAGACAGGUAGUAGUUUGCCCUGCACCCAGUGCCCCCCUGCUUCUGCUCCCCAGCUCAGCUUUGAUGCUUCCUCCCACUAUUGUCCGUGAGGUUUCUACUGUGGAGGGCCAGAGACCAGCGUGUCUGGGCUGCGGCCACAGCAGACCAUGGGUUAAUAAACCUUUUGAUUCCAGCAGGCAAAUGCUAUCAUUAGCCUUCUGAGUGAGAGAGAAUGUGUGUGUGUGUAUCCGGGUAACAGCAUCUCAGUGUCUCCCUGGUGAUAUGGAAAUGUUGUUGGGUUUAUGGGGCCUUGGUGCAUGAAUCAGUUGAGAUUCUAAUGCAAAGGAGGUAACCUUCAUGCUUUGUGCAGUCAUUAGAACCCUCUUGGAGUACUGUGUCUAGUUUAGGAGGUCACAUUUUAGGAAGUAUGAGAGAGAGAGUUUGGAGUUCAGAAACUUGGAUUCCAAUCCUGCUUCUGACACAUACUCCCUGUAUGGCCUCAGGCAAAUCAAUAACUUGCUGGUGCUACAGGUAAAUUGCUAAGUUAUAAAUUGGUCUGCAUCGGUGGGAAGAAUGGCUGUACCAAUUAGUAGGCAGGUGAUACCAUAGUGCACAGAGUGGUGGACCUGGAAUCAGGAGGUCAAGUAUGACAUCUAGCUAUGUGACCCUGGGCAAGUAACUUAACUUCUGCCUGCUUAACUGUAAAAUGGGGAUAAUAAUAGCACCUAUCUCCUAGGAUGGUUCUGAGGACCAAAUGAGAUAUUUGUUUAAAAACAAGUCCUUACCAUAGUGCAAAUAGUAGGCAUUAUAUAAAUGCUAGUCAUGCUGAUGUUGAUGAAGAAGAAAUCUCAGGUCUGGGCAAGAGAAGCUAAAACACACCCAGAGCUUUUAAACCUGGUGAAAGAUUGGCUGUAGGGAGGGGAGCAGUUGAUUAUUGAUUUGUAAUUGAUCCCAAAGGACAAAAAUAGGAUCAAAUGGAAGUCAGGCAGAUUUUUGUUUCUAAAUUAGAAAAAAAAAAUCCAGACAUUCAAGAGGCCAUCUUGGAAAAGAGUGAGUUCCCCAGUAUUAGAAGUAUUUCAAUAUUGUGAUGUUUUGGGAAAAAGCUGGUUUAGAUCACAAACUCACAGUGCUAGAGUUAGAAAAAAACUUAGAAAUUAGUUACUUCAAUAUCCUUUUUUUUCCCCAGUUAGAAACUGAGGCCUUAGAGAGAGGAAGUUGACUUACCCAAUAUCAAGCAAUUAUUAAGUCUAAGAAUUGGAACUUGAACCCAGGUUUCCAAGUUUAGUGCUUUUUUUUUCUUUUACCCAUGAUGCCUUCUAGAGUCAUACCUCCAGGUUUCCUUCUAGCUCUAAGUUCCUAUGAGGAACUAAAUUCCUAUGAGAAGCUCUUCUAUUUAGUGUUGCCAAAGGGCGUCUCUACCCUAAGCUGAUUGGGUAGCCCUUGGAAACCGGAGAGAAGAUUCUGGUCUUAGCUGAGAUCAGACCCUGGGGUGGCUCAAACUGUCACCCACUUCCUGGCCAGGGACAAUGGGCUAAUCCAGUGCCAAACCACAAGGGCUUGGCUUCCCAUCAAGAGCUUCCUUGUGCCUAGUCCAGCCUGGGUUUCUAGACCACAUAAUGCUCUCCCAGGGACAGGAUGGUUUGGAAUGAUUUCAUGGGGCAUUGAGCCCAGGUCCUACCCAGCUUCCCUCACCCCUGUCACCUCCAGCCAUGGCUGAUCGUUUGUAUUUCGAAGUUUUGUAGAGGUUGGAUGACAGUUCUUCCCAAAUUCCUGGCACCCAGGGAGAGGCAGGGAUUUAGUGAUCCUCACAGCAAUCCUUAGGUUUGGAGGAAGGAAGAUGAGCCACUACUUAGAGGAAAAUAGAGAGAGGGAGAUAACUAUAAUCUGAAAGUACAAGAAAUUAAUAUGAGGGGAGGAAAUCAGCUACCCAGGAUUUUUACUCUCACACAGAUCUCAGGGUCAGGUCAAGAGAGACAAUUUGUGGUCCUUUUGAUUGGGAUUUAUUGUCUUUCAAAACAACCCAUGUUUUGAUGAGUGAAGGAUUAUACUGACUUUCCAGUGUUCUCUUUUUCACCAGUUAGCAAUUAACCAGGAUCAAAGCAUUAAGGGCUGGAAGGGACUUUACCCUCUCAGGGAUGCUUAACCUUGGGCCUACUUUCAAGGAGUCUAUGGAUAGUUUUAGGAAAUAUAUGUACUUGGAUAAAAAAAAAUUACAAUUUUAUUUUUCACAAACUACUAGCCAAAUUUUAGCUUGUUCCUUCUAAGAUAUUAUUCUAAUAAGGAAUUUGUAGGGAUCAUUAGAUUGCCUAAGGGGGUCAAUGAUGCAAAAAAAAAAAAAAAAGAAAGGUUAAGGACUACUACAUAUUUUUUCUUUUAAAAAAUGGAUAUAUUUCAUUUUGACCCAACACUUUUCUCCAAAAACUCAAACCUCCUUACAUUCCCUAUAACAUUUUAUCAAUGUUAAUCAAAAGAAAGGAUGUGACCUUUAACUUUGACAGUAGGAUCCUAAUUUUUACCAUUGUUACUGUAUUUGACCAAAGUUCUGUCGACUUUAUUUGCUUAAGUCAUUGUAUAUAUAGUUCUUUUGUCCCUUCUUUCUUUGUUUUGGAUUACUUAUAAAAGUCUUCCUAUGUUUCUCUGAAUUCUUUGGAUUUGUCAUUUCUUAUGGUACAAUAAUUUUUAUUACAUUCAUAUAUCAUAAUUUAUGCAGUCAUUUCCUUAUUGUUGGGUAAAUAUUUAUUUUCCAUCUUUUUAUCACAAAUAAUGUUGUUCUAAGCAUUUUUGUAAAUAUGAGUAUAUUCUUGCUGUCUAUAACAAUAUAUGGCCCCACAAAUGGGGUCAAAAAGUA